This is a messenger RNA of Sapajus apella (tufted capuchin), 12276 nucleotides long. RefSeq names its product phosphodiesterase 3A (gene PDE3A). Gene Ontology annotation, molecular function: 3',5'-cyclic-AMP phosphodiesterase activity. Gene Ontology annotation, biological process: positive regulation of oocyte development; oocyte maturation. NCBI's taxonomy places the organism in Eukaryota, Metazoa, Chordata, Mammalia, Primates, Cebidae. The coding region runs from base 1213 to 4479 and encodes 1088 amino acids. The record is from RefSeq and is a predicted model, not a curated record. Gene Ontology annotation, cellular component: cytosol. The transcript is spliced from 16 exons.
GUCCUAGGGAGCUCAGCCUCACGGCCAGCCGCAGUCCCCCGCACAUCCCUGGGCUGCGGUGGGCUGAGCGGUGGACCGGCCUCAGCAGCCCCUGUUCCAGCCUGUAGGGUGAACCGGCCGCUCUCCCCACAAAGGAGCAAUCGUGCUGAGGGUAGCGCCUCCUCCGGAGGAGGGGGCGGGAGCUCAGCUGAGAAAGCUUUCCUAGGGAGUUGCCUUAAAGAAAGAAAGCGGAAUUGUCGAUCACUCCAGCUGCCAGUUUUAUACAAUUUUAAGCAGUCGUCUCCACUCGUUUCGUUUGCAAAACUGCAAAUCACCACCAACUUUGCACCAAAAAGAAGUGGUGGUUGGCGGGGGGCGGGGGGGGGGUUAGAAAAAGAAAAGCAAAUCUCCUUCUCCCUUUUCACCCUCCCUUUCCUCUCACCCUCCCUUCCUUUCUUGCUCGCUCCUUCUCCCUCCCUCCCUUCUGCGGCUGCCGCUAGUCUCUCCGUCUCUCUCUCUCCGACGGGACUUAGCAACUUCUAAUUUCUCAGCCCCUUUUCCAUUUUCUUUUUUUCUAUCCUUUGCCAUGAAUUGGAUUGACAGAGGCGGGGGAGGCUUUGCUUUCUGCCCCAGGGAAUGGCGAUUCGCGUCCUGGGGCCGUGCCGGGGAGAAUCGGCCGAGGAGAAAGAAAGAGUGAUAGAAAAAGAGCUGCAGGAAAGAAGAGAAGGGAGACCUCCAUCUGCCGCGGGCUCGGCGCGCUGCCUGGCGGCGCGGAGCUGCGCCUCGGAAUGGCCCGGAGCCCGCCCUGCGCCCCCGGCUCCUCCAGCGUCAGUGGCUCCUGCGCGCGGGAUGCAUUGGGCAAUUUUUGAAAUCCUGAAGUAGGGAGAGACCCCGGAGGACAUAAGUUGGGGGUGGGGGUGGAGCCGAGAAUCUGUAAAAGAUAUUCAAAGAGAGAAAAGGGGAAUCCUGAUCGUUUCUGCCCGUGCUUGCUUUGAACUUGAGCGUGCUAGCUUUUAACUUGAAGUCUCACUGGAGCAUCUAGCAUUCUCCAGGAGUUAUUCGAAAGCUGAAACUUUCAGUGGAUUGUGGGCCUGAGGAAAAGAAGGAUUCCGAGAGUAGAACUGGGAGACAGUGCGGUGUAUCUGUGUGUGUGAGUGUGUGCGCGCGCGCGCGUGUGGGUCGGGGCGGGGGUGUUGGGGGACCACUGGGGAUUCGUGAAGAGGGCACCAUACCAUGGCAGUGCCCGGCGACGCAGCACGAGUCAGGGACAAGCCCGUCUACAGUGGGGUGAGCCAAGCCCCGAAGGCGGGCCGGGACUGCCACCGUCGUGCGGACCCCGCAUCGCCGCGCGACUCGGGCUGCCGUGGCUGCUGGGGAGACCUAGUGCUGCAGCCGCUCCGGCGCUCUCGGAAACUUUCCUCCGCGCUGUGCGCGGGCUCCCUGUCCUUUCUGCUGGCGCUGCUGGUGAGGCUGGUCCGCGCGGAGGUCGGCUGUGACCUAGAGCAAUGUAAGGAGGCGGCGGCGGCGGAGGAGGAGGAAGCAGCCCCGGGAGCAGAAGGGGGCGUCUUCCCGCGGCCUCGGGGAGGUGCUCCCGGGGGCGGCGCGCGGCUCAGCCCCUGGCUGCAGCCCUCGGCGCUGCUCUUCAGUCUCCUGUGUGCCUUCUUCUGGAUGGGCUUGUACCUCCUGCGCGCCGGGGUGCGCCUGCCUCUGGCCGUCGCGCUGCUGGCCGCCUGCUGCGGGGGGGAAGCGCUCGUCCAGAUUGGGCUGGGCGUCGGGGAGGAUCACUUACUCUCGCUCCCCGCCGCGGGGGUGGUGCUCAGCUGCUUGGCCGCCGCGACAUGGCUGGUGCUGAGGCUGAGGCUGGGCGUCCUCAUGAUCGCCUUGACUAGCGCGGUCAGGACCGUGUCCCUCAUUUCCUUGGAGAGGUUCAAGGUCGCCUGGAGACCUUACCUGGCGUACUUAGCCGGCUUGCUGGGGAUCCUCCUGGCCAGGUACGCGGAACAAAUCUUGCCGCAGUCCGCGGAGGCGGCUCCAAGGGAGCAUUUGGGGUCCCAGCUGAUUGCUGGGACCAGGGAAGAUAUCCCGGUGUUUAAGAGGAGGAGGCGGUCCAGCUCCGUCGUGUCCGCGGAGAUGUCCGGCUGCAGCAGCAAGUCCCAUCGGAGGACCUCCCUGCCCUGUAUACCGAGGGAACAGCUCAUGGGACAUUCAGAAUGGGACCACAAACGAGGGCCAAGAGGAUCACAGUCUUCGGGAACCAGUAUUACUGUGGAUAUAGCCGUGAUGGGCGAGGCCCACGGCCUCAUUACCGACCUCCUGGCAGACCCUUCUCUUCCACCAAAUGUGUGCACAUCCUUGAGAGCCGUGAGCAACUUGCUUAGCACACAGCUCACCUUCCAGGCCAUUCACAAGCCCAGAGUGAAUCCCGUCACUUCCCUCAGUGAAAACUAUACCUGUUCUGACUCUGAAGAGAGCUCUGAAAAAGACAAGCUUGCUAUUCCAAAGCGCCUGAGAAGGAGUCUGCCCCCUGGCUUGUUGAGACGAGUUUCUUCCACUUGGACCACCACCACCUCAGCCACAGGUCUACCCACCUUGGAGCCUGCGCCAGUUCGGAGAGACCGCAGCACCAGCAUCAAACUGCAGGAAGCACCUUCAUCCAGUCCUGAUUCUUGGAAUAAUCCAGGGAUGAUGACCCUCACCAAAAGCAGAUCCUUCACUUCGUCCUAUGCUGUUUCUGCAGCUAACCAUGUAAAGGCUAAAAAGCAAAGUCGACCAGGUGCCCUCGCUAAAACUUCACCUCUUUCAUCGCCCUGCUCCUCACCUCUCCAAGGAACUCCUGCCAGCAGCCUAGUCAGCAAAAUUUCUGCAGAGCAGUUUCCAGAAUCUGCUGACACAACUGCCAAACAAAGCCUAGGUUCUCACAGGGCCUUAACUUAUACUCAGAGUGCCCCUGACCUAUCCCCUCAAAUCCUGACUCCACCUGUUAUAUGUAGCAGCUGUGGCAGACCAUAUUCCCAAGGGAAUCCUGCUGAUGGGCCCCUGGAGAGAAGUGAGGCGGCCACUCGGACACCAAGUAGAACAGACGACACUGCUCAAGUUACCUCUGAUUAUGAAACCAAUAACAACAGUGACGGCAGUGACAUUGUACAGAAUGAAGAUGAGACAGAGUGCCUGAGAGAGCCUCUGAGGAAAGCAUCAGCUUGCAGCACCUAUGCUCCUGACACCAUGAUGUUUCUGGACAAACCAAUUCUUGCUCCCGAACCUCUUGUCAUGGAUAACCUGGACUCAAUUAUGGAGCAGCUAAAUGCUUGGAAUUUUCCAAUUUUUGAUUUAGUGGAAAAUAUAGGAAGAAAAUGUGGCCGUAUUCUUAGUCAGGUGUCUUACAGACUUUUUGAAGACAUGGGACUCUUUGAAGCUUUUAAAAUUCCAAUUAGGGAAUUUAUGAAUUAUUUUCAUGCUUUGGAGAUUGGAUACAGGGAUAUUCCUUAUCAUAACAGAAUCCAUGCCACUGACGUUUUACAUGCUGUUUGGUAUCUUACUACACAACCUAUUCCAGGCCUCUCAACUGUGAUUAAUGAUCAUGGUUCAACCAGUGAUUCAGAUUCUGACAGUGGAUUUACACAUGGACAUAUGGGAUAUGUAUUCUCAAAAACAUAUAAUGUGACAGAUGAUAAAUACGGAUGUCUGUCUGGGAAUAUCCCUGCCUUAGAGUUGAUGGCACUGUAUGUGGCUGCAGCCAUGCAUGAUUAUGAUCACCCAGGAAGGACUAAUGCUUUCCUGGUUGCAACUAGUGCUCCUCAGGCGGUGCUAUAUAACGAUCGUUCAGUUUUGGAGAAUCAUCACGCAGCUGCUGCAUGGAAUCUUUUCAUGUCUCGGCCAGAGUAUAACUUCUUAGUUAACCUUGACCAUGUGGAAUUUAAGCAUUUCCGUUUCCUUGUCAUUGAAGCAAUUUUGGCCACUGACCUGAAGAAACACUUUGACUUUGUAGCCAAAUUUAAUAGCAAGGUUAAUGAUGAUGUUGGAAUAGACUGGACCAAUGAAAAUGAUCGUCUACUGGUUUGUCAAAUGUGUAUAAAGUUGGCUGAUAUCAAUGGUCCAGCUAAAUGUAAAGAACUUCAUCUUCAAUGGACAGAUGGUAUUGUCAAUGAAUUUUAUGAACAGGGUGAUGAAGAGGCCAGCCUUGGGUUACCCAUAAGCCCCUUCAUGGAUCGUUCUGCUCCUCAGCUGGCCAAUCUUCAGGAAUCCUUCAUCUCUCACAUUGUGGGGCCUCUGUGCAACUCCUAUGAUUCAGCAGGACUAAUGCCAGGAAAAUGGGUGGAAGACAGCGAUGAGUCAGGAGAUGACCCAGAAGAGGAGGAAGAAGCAACAGCACCACAUGAAGAGGAAACCUGUGAAAAUAAUGAAUCUCCAAGUAAAAAAAAAGACUUUCAAAAGGAGAAAAGUCUACUGCCAAAUAACUCAGCACCUCUUACAGAACCACAAGAUGUGGAAGAAUGUCAUUGAAGAGGAGCAGCGGUUGGCAGACAUAGAAAAUCAAUCCCUGGGUCAGACCCCUCAGCCACACUCUUCAGAACAGAUCCAGGCUAUCAAGGAAGAAGAAGAAGGAGAGAAAGGGAAACCAAGAGGGGAGGAGAUACCAACCCCAAAGCCAAACCAGUGACAAUGGAUAGAGUGGGCUGUGUUUCCAGACAGACUGACUUGUCAAAGACUCUCUUCAAGCCAGCACAACAUUUAGACACAACACUGUAGAAAUUUGAGAAGAUGGCAAAUGGCUAUUGCAUUUUGGGAUUCUUCGCAUUUUGUGUGUGUAUAUUUUUACAGUGAGGUACAUUGUUAAAAACUUUUUCUCAAAGAAGCUUUCACAUUGCAACACCAGCUUCUAAGGAUUUUUUAAGGAGGAAAUAAUACAUAUGUGUGUGUGUAUAUAAGCUCCCACAUAUACAUGUAAAACAUAUUCACACACAUGCACGCACACACAUACACACUGAAGGCCAGAAUUGCUGGCUCCACAAUUUAGUAACAUUUAUAUUAAGAUAUAUAGUGGUCACUGUGAUAUAAUAAAUCAUAAAGGAAACCAAAUCACAAAGGAGAUGGUGUGGCUUAGCAAGGAAACCGUGCAGGAAAUGUAGGUUACCAACUAAGCAGCUUUUGCUCUUAGUACUGAGGGAUGAAAGUUCCAGAGCAUUAUUUGAAUUCUGAUACAUCCUGCCAACACUGUGUGUGUGUGUGUGUGUGUGUGUGUGUGUGUGUGUGUGUGUGUGUCGAAGGGAACAGUGUGAAAGGGUGCUUGCGUGCAUGUGUGUGCAUAUGUAAAGAGAUUUUUGUGGUUUCAGUAAUUCAUAGAAUAGCUGUAGCAAAUUACUGAAUACAUGUGAACAAACAAGGAAGUUCACUCUGGAGUGUCUCUGGGAGGCAGCCAUUCCAAAUGCCCUCCUCCAUUUCCUUCAAUAAAGGAGCUUUUGCAGAUGGAGGGCACUCAAGGGCUUGGUGAGAGGGCCACAUGUUUGUUUGGUAUUACAUUACUGCUAUGCACCACUUGAAGGAGCUCUAUCACCAGCCUCAAACCUGGAAGAUUGAGGCAUUUUCCAGUCCACUUGCCUAAUGAAUGUAUAGGAACUGUCUAUGAGUAUGGAUGUCACUCAACUAAGAUCAAAGCACCAUUUAAGGAGAUGAUGACAUUUUUUAUAAACACCUAGGAAAGAGCUGGAGUCAGGUCUUUUAAUAAGGUUAGAAUUCUAAAUGAUGCCAGAGAAGGCUUAGGAAAUUAUACUUCAGCACGAUCUCCUGUGUCUUCUUAAUUUGCUGCAAAAUGUGUGGUAGAAAAAGAAAAGGAAACAGAAAAACCACUCUGGGUUAUGUAGCAAGAGAUGAAGGAGACUAUUUCAACCUAGGGUUUUUGUGUAGACAUAGGAAAAGCCUGAUUCUUGGCAACUUACAGUUUGGCUGUAGUUUGGCUUUCAGGGGUGAAGGUCCCACUGACAGCCCCUGUUGUGGUAUUCCACAUGCUGUUUGUUGGGGUAGCUUCCAUCUGCAACCUGGCCCAUUGUCAGUCAUGCUUCUUCUGGCAGGGGAGACUAGAGAGAGAUUGUUUGAGGAUCAGGUUAUUAUUGAAAGUCUUUUUGUUUUGUUUUGUUUUGGUUUGUUUAUCUACACUUGUUUAUGCUGUGAGCCAAACCUCUAUUUAAAAAGUUGAUACUCACUUUCAAUAUUUUAUUUCAUAUUAUUAUAUAUGUCAUGAUAGUUAUCUUGAUGUAAAUAUAAAGAUUUUUUUUGUUUUUGUAGAUAGUAAAUUUUUUUUUUAAAAAAAAAAAAAGGAAAAGGGAAACAUUUUUAUAAAGUUAUAUUUUAAUCACCAUUUUUUAUACAUUGUCAUUAUUUCCAAGCCCAGUAAAGGAAUGAUGAUUCAUUUGCAUGGAGGUCGAUGGACAGCCAAUCAUAUACCUAUUCUAAUUUAAAUGAUAAUCUGAUAUAGUUAUUUUUUUGCCAAUUAAAUGAGAAUGCUGCAAAGAAUUUUUUUCACUAGUAACUUUUACCAACUGAAUGAAUGCUGGGUCCAUGUCUCCCAGAUGAAGGACUAUUAACCAAUAUCAAAUUUUUAUAGUUGGUGUCCAUUUCUUUCUAACACUGUUUGGUUAUGAUUCUUCCUUUAGUACUAUAUACAAACCUGCUCAUUAUCUAAACAAUCUUAGCUUCUAAGUAAACCUUGAUUGUGAUAUCUAGUUUUUGUUUUAUCUGAAGUAGUAGAAAGGAUUGUUUACAUUAAAAUUACUUAGUUUCUCAUAAAUGGAUAUUAUACUCUCCCUUUUAAAGCAUUAUUUUACAGUAAUUCAUGGCAUUAAAAAAUAAGGCAAAUGUAAUACAAUAAAAAAUAAACAUAGUUUCAAGGCAAAUUCUCCAAUAAGUAGGAAAAUAUAAAAAGGAUCAAGCGGAUGCAGACUCUACCUAAAUACUUAGAAUAUAUUUCAGUAUAUUUCUGAGUUAACACCAGGUCUUCAUUAUUUAGAGCUUACUAAAUUGUUUUCAUUUUCUUAGCUUUGCCUGUGUCUCUCUCUUUGCAAAAAUUACUGGGAGUCAAAUUUUGCCAGUUAAUUUAACUAUUCUUACCUUGCAAUUAAGAGAAGGGGAAAAAAGCAUUUAUCUUCUCAUGCCCCUUGAAUGUAAUUACUUAACAAAGCCAAUAUUUUCCCAUUUUCCAAAUGUUGUCCAUCUUUAACGUAAAUAUUAAUUAAACAAAAAGCUAUGUUUGGAGUGAGUGGACUGGCAGGACAGUUGGAAGUUCAUCAUAGUCUACUGGCAGUUUCAUCAAAGCUGUAUAGUCCAAGUAGGGGACCAGCUUGGCUACUAUGGUGGAAGUCUCAGCAAACUGCCAGGUUUUGUUUGUUUUGUUUUAAGGUACAGGAAAUAAUAGGAAUAAUAGUGGCAAAAGCAAUCAGAAUUUCUUUAUUUUAGAAUUGUGUUCAUCAAUCCAGGAUGAUUGAUACAUUUUUCUUUAAAAAUAAAUUGCUAUUACAGCUAGAAGUCAAUUGGGAUAAAUAAAGGGAUGAAGAUCCUCCAAGUACAUGACUUUCAUACACACCCAGUACAUCUCAUAGGAUGCUAAGGGACAUUUUCUGGUAAUAGGGUUUUCCCCCUUUUUUGGUGACAGCAAUAUUAUUAUGUUCACAUCCAACUCCAGAGCUUACUUCCUGUGGUGCCAAUGUAUUUGUUGCAAUUUACUACAAUUUUAUAUGAGCCUAUUUAUAGGUGCCAUUAGAUAAAACUCAGGUCUUUCAAAUGAAGGAAUUUCUUAGCCCACCUAGGGAAAAAGAUAAUUGUUUAGACAACCAUAAAAUCAAUGAUAGGAAAAGUUGGAACCAGUUACCUAGAUGGCAUGGUUCUCUGUUAAGUAAAAGACCAGGUAUAUUCUGAGUGUCAUCAGUGUUAUUUUCAGCAUGCUAAUGAACAUCUUUCCAGUUAUAUAGCUAAACCUUUAAAAUAUUGGUUUCCUUGGUAAAAGCACUACUUUUACUUUUGUUAGCUGUAAUUUUUGUUUGUUUUGCCAUUUAUGUAAGACCUGGUUUUGCUCUCAGUAAAAGAUGAAGACAGUAGCUCUGUACAGGGAUAUAGCUAUAUUAGUCUUCAUCUGACAAGUGAAGAAAUUUUCUCUUAUUUUGUUCAAGAAAGUAUUCACUUCCUAAAAAUAGAAUACCUGAUUCUAACUAUUCCCUUUUGGUUGAAUAGCUGAACAAAUCUUACCAUUGCAAUCCUAAAACUAAAGAAAAGGAAUAUCUUAUAGACUGUUAAUAUUAGAUGUAUGUAGACUGUUAAUUUGCAAUUUCACCAUACUCCCUGCCUGUCUUACCCAGAGAACUUUCUUUGAAGGUAAAAGCUGUGCAGAAGGCAUGAGACUCAGGCCUACUCUUUGUUUAAAUGAUGGAAAAAUAUAAAUUAUUUUCUAAGUAAUAAAAUUAUAAAAAUUAUCAUUAUAAAUAAAGUCUAAAGUUUGAAAUUAUUAAUUUAUAAAAGUGAACUAAGUGUGUGAUUAUCAAAUCCUGAUUAAUGAGAAGUGAAUAAUCUAAAAAUCAUUUAUAUUCUGCUGUGGGAGAUAUUCUUGGUGCUUCCAUGUCAGUAUGGGGCUCUCCACUGUCCUCAUCAUUUAUAGCACUCCUAAAAUAACGAUGGAAACCUCAGUAAGGGUUUGUCCUCACCCUGAUUCCAGUUUAAUGCCUUUCCUGACUAUAUGCUAUUUGCAAAUAAACUGCCUCUCAAACUGGUAGAACACUCACUCCAAUAAAACAAAGUUCUAUGAACUUUCAUAACCUAGUAAAAACCAACAAGAUUCCCCUUCUUUUAGAGAUUAUUAGCUAAUAUGUGUGGAAGAAAUAUUAAUAAAAAUUCAAAUGCCAGUAGCUCAAUUCCAGAUAAUUUAAAGCUAAAAUAUUUAUGUACUUUGAAACCAAACUGAGUUUAUUUCAUUGAUUGAACCAGCUGCAACACAUUUUAUGACAUUAUCCUAGGUGAUCUAUGUCUUUAAAGUAUGAAUUUGCUGAUAUUGUCAGUUCAUUUUUUAAAUGUUCAACAAAAUUCAAUUUUAAGAUUAAGAAAUCAGCAAUUUUAGGUAAAGAAUAUUCCAAAAUUAAAUUUUUCUUAUUAAGAAAUAUAUCAGUUUUAGGUCCUAUAUUCACACAUCAAUUUGUUCAUCUGGAAGAUAUUCAAAUUCUUAUUGGGAAUGAAUUACACUGCAAACAAUGAGUUAAACUAAAAACUAUAUAUGACUUAAAUUGAGACUUGCAAACGUAAUUGUAUGUUCACAUGGUUCACACCAAUGAACCAUGCUCAGAGAACAGUAACAUGUUUUUCAGUCUAUGUUAUGCACCAAGGAUGUUAGGCAAUGUGUGCUAUUGCCUACACACUGUAUUUGUUAAAAUAAAUGUUGCUUUUAUCUUACCUCAUGGUGCUUUUACCUAACUUGAAUUGAUCUUUGUGUUUCCACUAGCAAAUCAUUCUAACAGCAGGCUAACAAAUGGUGGAAAUAAAACAAACAUUUUUUUUGCAAAAUAUGUUUGAAGACAUGACACUGAAUAUUAAGGCUUUCUUUACAUGGUGGAACUCAAUGUUCAUCUGUUGAUUCAAAAAUACUGAUCUAGUAUAAAUUAUUUUAGUGUAGGUAAGACCGCAAAAUACAGUAUAUAGAAUUAUGUAUAAAUGGAAAACAAAAUUGGCUUUUGACAUAUGUUUAAGGUUCUAAAAGGAAUCCACAUUUUCUUUCCAAUGACAGCUAGUUUUUCUCCAUAUGUUUUUAAGGUUGAUUACUUGACACACAUUGGUAUCACUGGGUUUCUGCUUGCUUGAAAAGCUGUGGAGCACAGAAGAAAAGCCUUCUCCUUACAAAUAAAAAAAAGCUGAACAUGUUUAUGUUCCAACAAUGAAGCAGUGAUUUUCUCAUUGCUUCACAUUAAGAAGUGGUUCUUUAAUUAUGCAAAUAAUUCAAUGCAACCAAAAAUGCUUCAAAGAGUAAUAAUAAAUCAUCAUAGGUAAGUAUUCUCAAGAAUGUUUAAAUUUGAUUUAUUUUCUGGAAGCAAAGCUUUUUUUUUAAUUUUUCAAUUAAAAUGAAACCCACAAAAUGACAUUCCAUGGUACUGAAUAUUUUCAUAUAAUCAGAACUAUACUGAUUAUUUUCAUAUAAUCAGAGGCUGAAUAUUUUGAUAUAAUCAUGCCUAGUAACAUAUAACAAAAAACUAGAAAGAAUAUUUAAUUCUUUUUCUAAUAUUCUCCAUGCCUCAUGGGGAAAAAUGUUUUAUGAAAGAAGGGUUCAAAUACACUAGAUAAAAAUUAAUGUCAAUUUAACUUGGUACAAAUUAUAGUUUGAGCUCUUCUGAGUUUUCCUUAAGACAAAAGAGUAUAGUAUUCAGCAAUUUAUUAUGUUUUGUGUUACUAUAAAAUAAAUGUUCUAUUAAUGUAUAUUUUAUUUUACUAAAUUCUAACACAAAAGGCCAAAUAUUUACCAUUCUUACUAAGAAAAAUUAAACCUUAAUUCAUCUUGACUUUCACAGAUGAAACACUGACCAGUCAAUAAACCACACUCACUGCAUUAAUCUGCCCAGCAUGAUCAGAUAGGUUAGAAUUUCAAAUUCAUUAAUAAAAAAGUAAUAACAAAACUUUGUAAGCCUUAAUGGUUUAACUAAUAUUUCAGUGUCAUUGAAAGUUCCUAUUUCAAAUUAAACAAAUAACAGCAGGAUAUUUUUCCUUUCCUGUUUCAAAACAAAAACCAGAUGAAAUUCCAAACACCCACUAGGCUGUCAGCUGAACCAUGUACUCUCCACUGAGAAAAUGAACAAUAUCCUAUAUCUUAACAGUUAUGCUCUAACUUUUUGAAAAGUUUUUGAUGUAAAUAAUACUAGGUUAGAAACUAAAAGCCUUUCAAUCUUACAAAAUACAAUUUGAAUGAUGUAAGGUUGUUCAAAUAUUGGCUUUCUAUAAAAACAUCAUUGUGUUAGGCUGUUUAUAAUAUCAAAAAAAUUGGCUGCUUGGGUAGUUUUAGUUACUACUUUAAAAAAAAAAAAAAGAUGAAGAAGAAACAAAGCCAAACCUAUCAGAGGAAAGCAUGGCUUCUCUUCAAUUAUACUUCCCUUACUCAAUAUUAGUAACCAAAAAAUAACCAGAAAUUCUCCUCUGCCAUAGUAGAAAGAAUGGCCUUCAACUUAAGUUCUAGUUCCCCAAGGCUGGUUUCAUUGUAAAGCCUAUGGAACUGAGAAGCAUAAAAAAGCAAGAGCUGUGGAUUGGGAGUGAACACUACAUAAAACUUGCAGGGCAUCCCAGGACACCCCUCCAUCUUUGAUACACACCAACUUAGUUUCUCUGGAGUGAAAUGACCUGUGGAUCUACUGUUCAACCUUGACUUCUUUUGUGACAAAGAACAUUUAGACAUGUUUCCAAAUGUGAAUUAGCCCUUGAAUUAGCUUGAAAACUGCUACUUGAAUAACUUUUGAAGAGCAAGAUUUUCUUUCUAGUAAUUUUACUCCCUAAAAAAGGUAAAAUACUCAGAUGUUCAAUGUGAAAUUAAAAACAGUUGUUUGAAGUAUAUCUACUUCAAUAAAUAGUGCUUUGUGUAUAUAAAGUGUUGGUUGAUAGCAGUUUUCCUGUCCCUUUUAAAAUUCCCAACUGAUUAUGGGUCAAAAACUCCAUCUUACAUUAGAGAUUUCAUUUUAACUAUUCAUAAUUUAGUAUUAUAGUAUUGCUAACUUUAAAUACUAAUUCUAACAUCUAUAUGUCACUUGUGAGGUUUUAAUGGCUUUACUUAAUAUAUAUUUGUCCAUCAGCUUAAAAGAAAUCACUAAAUUUUUUAUACUCUGUAAAAUAUUUGCAUGGGAAUUUUAGCAUAUUAUAUUUGCUUAACUGGUGUUUUUUUUUUCACUUAUGACUGUCAGUUUAUAUCUUAAUAUAUUCUCACAGAAGAAUGCAUACCGUUUUGUUCCAGUAAGGACAAUCUGUUAGUUGAUAAGCACUGGAAAUAAAUAUCACCACCCCAUGAUAUUUCUUCCUUAAGAUUUCUAUCAUGCAAAUCACAAAAUGAAAAUUGGUGCUUUUAUGGAUAUUCUGACUCUCAAUGCAAAAUAAUAAAAAUGAGAUUCUCCCUAGCUUUCUAUAUUAGAAUAUGUGACUAAAGGAACUUUAAUCUGAAUUUAGAGUGUUUUGGGUUUUGGUUGGUUUGAAUAAUUUGAUUUGAAUUUUUGCAUUAAAAUGUGCUUGGAUUUCUGUGGGCAGUUGUUCUGACCAGUCAUUACCUCUUCCUGACAGAAAACAAAGAAAAGAAAAAAAGAA